AGUAACGGUAGCUGUCGCUUCCGAUCCCUCAAUUGUUUCGGUUUGUUGACGUUUGCUGGAGUCUUGCAGCAGCUAGUAACGGGGGUCUGCCCGUUGUUUCAGCCGAGUGGUGUCAGAGUCAAUGAAGCUAGCUAGCUAAACGAGCUAACGUUAGCUUAAAUGGGUUUUAGAGUCAAAAGAUGAUCGCCUCACUUUCUAGAGGAAGUUUGCUGGACGAGGUUCUUCAUGGGGGCUUUAAUGAGCAGCAGCUGGCAGCCUAUGUUUCCUGGGUGAACUCUCAGCUGAAGAGGAAACCAGGCCUGAAGCCUAUCACCAACCUCAGACAUGAUCUGCAGGAUGGGGUGGUGCUCACACAGCUCAUAGAGAUAGUUGCUGGGGAAACGCUGGAAGGAGUGUAUGUUGCUCCACAAAACAAAGAGGAAAGCAGGAAAAAUGUGGAGCAAGUCUUGCAGUUCAUUUCCUCCAGACACAUACGCAUGCCACACAUAUCUGCAAGAGACAUUGUCGAUGGUAAUCUGAAAUCGGUAAUGAGGAUAAUUCUGGCACUGGCUGCCCAUUUCAAACCCUCAGCCAAUCACAGGGCGGCUUCUGGAAACAGGAGGAGUUUAACAAGAGGCUCUGCCAGCCACAACCCUCUCUCCACUGUUGCACUAGCCCAAGGUGCCGCUGCUGCACUAGCAUCAGCACGACUGGAUGCCUCGCAGCCGGAGCGCUCCAUACGUAUCCACAGUGGCUGGGGGUUGGAUGUGGAUAAGGCUGUGUGUGUUCGUGCACUGGUUGAGCAGUAUGAAAGAGGAGCCCCGGAUGAGCCCGACUGCUCUCACUCCAACAGCCUCAGCUCCGUCAGUCCGCUGUCAUCUCCCAGAGCUCCACUCAGCAGCCACUCAGACAGACAGCAGGAGGACGGCCAACAGCAGGAGGAGGGUGGUGUUGGUGAGUUCUGUCCCACCACAAACUCUCACGUUGGAGUGGAGACAGCGUUGGAGGAUUCUCUCAGUGAAACUUUGGAGAAGGAGGUGCAGGAGACACGUAAAAUGGUGUCUGCUUUACAGGCCCUGCUGCUUCAUGGUUCACUGCCUGAGGACGAGCAGGAUGUGUCUUUGAUUUUGGACCAAGGCAGUGCUGAACAGCAACUGGUGGUCAUUCGCAGUCGUUUGGACCAGAGCAUGGAGGAGGCUCAGGAGCUGAAGAGGGAACUGCUGCGCUGUAAGCAGGAGAUGAGAAACCUGCAGGGAGUCAAGGAUGCCCAGCAGCAGAGGCUGUGCACGCAGGAGGCAUCAAUACUACAGAUGAAGCAAGAACUUCUCAGAGCCAGCAUGACGAAGGAUGACCUCAACAACCAGAACGCUGAGCUACAGUGGAAGCUGGAGGAAUGCAACAGGCUGUGGGGUGAAUGCAAGAAGGAGAUAGGACAGAAGGACAGACUGCUGCAGCAACUCAAACACAAGCUCGAUGAAAGUCAGAAAAAGCAGAGUGAACUGCAAAGAGAGUUGGAACAUAAAAACAGCAUGCAGAUUCCCCCCGGCACAGAAAACAAUGGAUAUUCUUACUCUGGAAAUCCAGCCCCCUCUUUGUCAGAUCAGGCAGAGGAGGUUCAGCUACUCAGAGAUUCACUUCGGAGUUUGAGGAACAACUUCAGAGACCACGACCCGCAGCACCAUACACUGGACACCCUGGAGCAGGGCAUAGUAUCACUCAUCGACAGACUGCACGUUCUGCACACACACAGGGGAAGAGGGAAAUCUCCAAGACGCAAAGGCCAACACACAGACUCCGACACCUGGCCCUGCACAAAGGUGUCUCAGUCCCACAGUGGCUCCUCAUCUGCCUCAACUAAAAUCCUCUAUUUUACUGGAAAAUCCCCAACACCUUCCAUGAUCAAUAUACCGAAAAGGCUCGGUGAGGUGACUCUUAAGGACGUUAAGGCAGCUGUGGAUCGAGAGGGAAACUACAGGUACCACUUCAAGGCCCUGGACCCUGAGUUUGGCACUGUGAAAGAGGAGGUAUUUCUGGAUGGAGCAAUUAUUCCAGGCUGGGAAGGAAAAAUAGUAGCAUGGGUAGAAGAGGACCGUGGUGAAGAAAGGCCGUUGUAGGUUCAAGCUGUGGGGCCAUGACUUUCUGUUUUCUGCACGUGGUCACUCUGAUCCCAGAGGCACAUCGAGACAGCUGUUCAACAGAGGCACAUGUGGACACUUUUUGAGAUUCGACUUGUUAGCAAAAUACUGUAUGACCUGUCAGCAAGAGAUUUGUGUUGAUCAGCUGGUACUAAACAGCCCUGAUAGCCCUUAGUCACUCUGGAAACAGCGUAGAUCUGUAGCUGAUGUCUAGGAUGUCGUAAAGCUCAGUGCCUUACAAAGGAAAGCUCUUUCCAUCAUGUGCUUAUUAUCGCCAGGCUGUAACUGUAUUAUCACAACUGGACUCACAAGUAGACAAAUAUUAUUUUGUUUUUAACUGUUUCUCAAACUGCAGUUGUGUUGUUGUUUCUCCUCUGGUUGAAUGCAGAGGUUUGUACUGUAUUUGAAAAAAUUUACAAAGUCAUUUUAGCCCCGUUUCCACCAAACACUUUUGGUAUGGUAGGUUUGGAACUGAAAGUAACCCCUCAGACAUGGUACCUAGACCCUAGCGUUUCCACCACAAACAAUACUUCUAAAUGUGGGCAGGGUUGUUGUCACUCACUGCUC
This is a messenger RNA of Epinephelus lanceolatus (giant grouper), 2681 nucleotides long. RefSeq names its product dixin-A-like. Gene Ontology annotation, biological process: canonical Wnt signaling pathway. NCBI's taxonomy places the organism in Eukaryota, Metazoa, Chordata, Actinopteri, Perciformes, Serranidae. Gene Ontology annotation, molecular function: protein binding. Gene Ontology annotation, cellular component: cytosol. The record is from RefSeq and is a predicted model, not a curated record.